This is a messenger RNA of Rhododendron vialii, 1922 nucleotides long. Its product is annotated as F-box protein At3g07870-like. Bases 148 to 1572 code for a protein of 474 amino acids. The transcript has 3 exons. Lineage: Eukaryota; Viridiplantae; Streptophyta; Magnoliopsida; Ericales; Ericaceae. The record is from RefSeq and is a predicted model, not a curated record. Gene Ontology annotation, molecular function: protein binding.
CUCUCUCUCUCUCUCUCACACACACACACACACACUGAGUACUGUCGUGAUUAUGUACAUGGCUUGUUCUUUCAUAACAUAAGCAAGAUUUGAGUUUUCGUUUAAUUUUUCAUCUCCCUUCGGGUUUCUAGAAUCACCAAGAAAACCAUGGCAAGAGGAAGAAAACGAAAGGGUAUCGGCGACAAAGAAGUCGAUGGGUUCGAAGGUCAGAAGAAUCAGUACUUGGGUCGUCCACUAACAGAUCUCCCAAGCCGUGUUUCUCUUAACAUUCUGGUAAGGCUAUCCGUUAAGCGAAUACUCAUUUGCAAACGCGUGUGUAAGACGUGGCGCAAUCUCAUAUCGAGCUCUGUAUUCGCCAAGCUUCACUUUGCGCGAGGAGAGGCUGUUCCUCUCCUUCGAUCCUCGGCCCCGUGGCGCGUUUCGCGAACUCUUUUCUUAGUUGAACCGCCCGAACAUUGUUCUGGUUUUGAUGAUGGGCCUGUUAAGAUGAAGCUUGAUACCAAGUUGAAAAUACCUGUGUACGAUGAGGAAACAGUGAUCGGUGAUGUUGAGAUGGACCCCCCUCCUAAAUCGGGGGUUAAGUUGAGGGCCGAACAUCAUGAACUCAAAGUAGUGAAUUCGUGCAAUGGAUUGCUUUGUCUGUGUGAACCAAAUUUGGAUUUUCCUUGUAUGAUAUGGAGAAAUCCAAUUGCGGUGUGUAAUCCAAUUACCGGUGAGUACAUUAACCUUCCGGAUCCUAUAGAAUGGGAUAGGGAUACAAAACGUUCCCUUUCUAUCCAUUGUGGUUUGGGCUUCAGUCCGAAGAUGAACGUGUAUAAGGUGAUUAGGUUUCGUGAGGCCUUUUUUAGUAGGGAAGGGGAAAUUGGUAGUAUGACUGAGAUACAUACUCUUGGUACAGGGUCAUGGAAAAGGGUUUUCAAUGUACCCUCCUCUCUCUAUUAUAACAAGGGAUCCCCUACCUAUUUGAAUGGGUCUCUUCAUUGGAUUUGUACUGGAGAAAAUGGUUCAAAUUCUAUUGUAUCUUUCAACUUUGAUAUUGAAAAAUUCCAAUCAGUUCCACCACCUCCUUUUAAACUUUGCAAGAGUCUCAUGGACAUGAAUGAGGAAAUGGUGCUGGGAGUGUUAAGAGGCUGUCUCUCCGUAUGCGAUGGUUCUGGCUUUGAAAAGCUAAAGAUAUGGGUGAUGAAAGAAUAUGGUGUUCAAGAAUCAUGGAGCAAAGAGUUCUGUUUUAUUACCCAAACAAACGAGGGGAGGUGGAUUUAUGGCACAUACGACCCGAUAUGUUUGUUGAGGAAUGGAGCUGUCGUGUUGUUUCAUAGUUUGAGCGGUGCUUUGUUUUAUCAUGACCCCAAAAAACAUGGUUUCAAGUUCCUAAAGCCUCAAGAUGGGUUUAAAACAUCAAAAUAUGUGGCAAUUGCUCAUAUUCCAAGUUUCAUUUCACUCAAGGAUGUAGUGAAGGCACACAAUAUGGCAGUGUUACCUACCAAAUCAAGGUGUGCAGAGUUCAAAUUGCAGGGAGAGUGUAAAGAUGUUUUCUUGGUGGAAGAAGAUCCGGCUAUGACGUGGUACUGAUUUGGAUUGGCUUGUCUUCUGAAACGGUUUAAAGGAUCGAUCCAGGGUUGGUGACUAUACAGAUGCAGUCGAAAGGUCUUUCUUUUGGGUAAUGUUUACCGUAAUUUAAGGAAUGCGCUAUAUCGCGGGAAUGGAACUCGUAUCACUUAUGGGUUUUUGAAUUGUUCAGUAUUUUGUCGGUAACUAUCUUGAGAAGUUGUUACCCUAAUCUUAUUAUGCAUGACUGGUGCUUCUCUAGCAAGCUCUAGUAAUAUUCUCCUUUUAUUUGUACUGAAAAGUUUGUUGCUUUAACAAGUCAAGCUUUUUGGAUGGAGAACUCAGCCAGUUUGGAUGAUGAAUCUUGAUUAGAA